This is a messenger RNA of Aspergillus steynii IBT 23096, 883 nucleotides long. RefSeq names its product GFA family protein. The record is from RefSeq and is a predicted model, not a curated record. Bases 313 to 726 code for a protein of 137 amino acids. The transcript is spliced from 4 exons. Gene Ontology annotation, molecular function: carbon-sulfur lyase activity. Lineage: Eukaryota; Fungi; Ascomycota; Eurotiomycetes; Eurotiales; Aspergillaceae.
AGGAUUGACUUUUUGGUGUCAUCUCUCGUAAGCAGCCCAGCGAAUUCUUGCUGGAGUGAUAUGAAGAGAGAGAGGAUCUGACAAUAAUUCGGUGGAAACACCUACUACUAAAGCGGUGAAACUUUUGAAAUCUAGACCAUUGUCAUGCCACUGGGCACUCGCCGUGCCCACCUUCGGCGUCUGGUAGAGCGGGGAAGCGGUCUAUAUAAACGUCAUGCAGCCCCGUGGCGACUGAUGCAUUUCUCUGCAGAACAACCAUUCCAUUUUUUGUCUCUAUUGUCAUUCUCGAACUCACCUUGAAACUCAAUCAUAAUGCCUUACUCCGGUAGCUGCAUGUGUGGCGAGAUCGCCUACAACGUUGAGGUGGAUAACUAUUUGUCUGCUCUCUGCCACUGCACUGAUUGCCAGAAGUGGACCGGCGGUGCAUUCACUUCCAACGCGGUCGUCCCUCGAUCCAGCUUCAAAGUGACCAAAGGAACCCCCAAAACCUAUGACGUCACCGGCGCCAGCGGCAAGAUCAACAAGCACUUCUUCUGCGCGAACUGCGGCUCCAGCCUGUACACCGAGCUGGAGAUCAUGCCGGACAACACGGUCGUCAAGGCCGGAACGCUGGAUAACGGCGAAGCGAACCUGAAGGGCAAGAUUGAUAUCGAGUUCUACGUUAAGGAUCGGCCUCAGUAUCUGGGUGCGCUGCAGGGCGCCAAGCAGGAGCCGAUGUUUGGGUAAAUGCUUCAUGGCAGGUGGAUGUUUGGGGCAUGUGUAGCAUUGUGAAGCGUGGAGUUGGGGAGGAUGGGGUUUAGGCGAUCCCGCUGGUGUUAGUAGAUUGAUUAUUUGUUGGGAUGUGUAGUUCAGUUGAAGAAUGACAUGAAUGAUUCGAUUUAGU